This is a messenger RNA of Penicillium verrucosum, 2874 nucleotides long. RefSeq names its product VIT and vWA domain-containing protein. Bases 1 to 2874 code for a protein of 957 amino acids. Lineage: Eukaryota; Fungi; Ascomycota; Eurotiomycetes; Eurotiales; Aspergillaceae. The transcript has a single exon. The record is from RefSeq and is a predicted model, not a curated record.
AUGGCUGGCUACUGUGGAUGCCUUUGGCAGGACCAUGGUAACCGUCAGCCUCAGUAUCUCCCCCAGGUCUCACUCGAGGCCCAUGCAACUAUUCUCUCCUCUGUGGCCCGUACAACCUUGACACAGGUAUUUGUCAACCCAUCUGACAGGGUCAUCGAAGAGAUAUCCUACCACUUCCCUCUUUACGAUGGCGUUAGUGUUGUCGGUUUCGAAUGCAAGGUUGGAUCUCGUCUCCUGCACAGCAAGGUGAAGACCAAGUCACAGGCCAACGCGGACUACCAAAAUGCUGUGGCUCAACAUCAGAUUGCUGCUGUCAUGGACCACACCUCCAUGAAUGACGUUUUUAUCAUUCGACUCGGUAAUGUCCCCGCUCAUGGAAAGAUUAACGUCGACAUCACUUUCGUGGGAGAGUUGAAACAAGACUCCCAGACUGAUGGAAUUCGCUACACACUGCCAAGCACCAUCGCACCUCGCUAUGGAACUGGACCGUUUUACGAUUCUACCCAAUUAGAUUCGCUUCGUCUGCCAGCCAACCCCAAAGGGAUGUCUAUCACCGUUGAUGUUCAGAUGGAGAAGGGUUUGGUGAUCCGAGAGCUGGAAUCUCCAAGCCACCGGGUCAAGGUCUCGCUCGGACGCAUUUCUUCUACAACUGCCCCAUCGUCUGCCUUUGAACCAUGGCAAGCAUCUGCCUCUGUCAUUACCCAGCAGAACAACACGUCCGUAGUUCUGGAACAUGACUUUGUUAUUCUCAUCAAAGCGGAUGGGCUUGAUACUCCCUGCGCAUUGCUUGAAAGACACCCAACCAUCCCUAACCAGCGCGCCCUGAUGGCAACCCUCGUGCCAAAAUUCAGCCUCCAAGCCGCUAAUCCCGAGGUGGUCUUUGUCAUUGACAGAAGUGGGAGCAUGGGACCCAAACUCCCAAUCUUGACAUCCGCACUUAAAGUUUUCCUGAAGUCUUUGCCUGUUGGUAUCUGCUUCAAUAUCUGCUCCUUCGGAUCUUACAACUCUUUCAUGUGGCCAAGGAGCAAGGUGUAUGAUAAACUCAGCUCGCAGCAAGCUUUGGCUUUUGUUGACACCAUCGACGCGGAUAUGGGUGGUACGGAGAUGCAAGGAGCAGUCAUGGCAACCGUUCAAAAACGACUCAAUUUCAACGAUUUGGAUGUGCUGCUGCUCACUGAUGGGAAGAUCUACCACCAGGAUCGAUUGUUCGACUUCGUCCGCGAAAAGGCUGCUGACAACACUGUUCGGUUCUUUUCCCUCGGCAUUGGCGAAGCAGCAUCUCAUUCUUUGAUUGAGGGAAUUGCAAGAGCCGGAAAUGGAUUCUGCCAGUCGGUUACGGAAUACGAAGAAUUGGAUCGCAAGGUCGUUCGCAUGCUCAAGGGUGCCCUGACCCCUCAUAUCCAUGACUUCGAACUCGAAGUUGAAUACGACACCGAGACAGAGCGUGAGUUUGACUUUGUGAGCGACACUGAGAACCUCAUCGACAUUGAGACGGAGGGCAAAAAGAAGGAGGGAGAUGGAGACGUUUCCAUGAAAAGAACAACAGGCAGCUUAUCGCAGUCGAUUCUGUUGUACGAUGAGAACUUCCAGGAAUCCGACAUGAAGGUCGAUGCCGAAAAGAGAGCAACUGAAACUCUUCCCACUCUCACCGCUCCAGGAGCAAUCCGAGCUCCCUACAACGUCCCGCCACUGUACCCGUUCAUCAGGACAAAUGUCUUCCUCCUUAUGGACCCGCACUCGCCUGAGAAAAUCCCCAAGUCGCUGAAGUUCACUGCCACUUCCAAUAACAUUCCACUGGAGCUGCGGAUCCCGAUCUGCGACAUCGGAACCGGCGAAACAAUCCACCAACUGGCUUCACGAAAGGCUGUGAUCGAGCUCGAAGAGGGACAUGGCUGGCUCUCUGAUGCCGAGGACGAGAAAGGAAACAAAUUCAAACAGUUCCACGCCGACACAAAGAAGAGGCUUGCAAAGCGUGAAUGCCAGAACUUGGGAAUCAAGUUCCAGGUCACUGGGAAAUACUGCUCGUUUGUGGCCUCGGAAGAAUGCAGUUCGUCUUCAGAACGACAGGACCAACAGCAUACCCCGAAGGAACAUGCCGCAGAGCGAGUUCCUCCCAUAUCACAGUCUGCUAGGUUCUUAGGUGGUGGACCCCCACACAAUGGUGGCGGUUGGGGCGCCUCCCUCCCGAUGCAGGCACUUUUUCAGUACACUGGACCCCAGCAGACUUCGAACAACGGAGUAGCACCUUUUACGCUCAUGGGACCUGGGGAAUCGAAUCGUAUGUGUCGCCCACGCGCGGUACCUGCAGCUCCAAUGAAUAUGAUGCAACCCCAAGCUAGAGCUCUAAUGAUACAAACCGAAGUGUCGUCACCUGGAAACACAGAACCUACAGUCCCGCGUCCUCUCUAUGGAUCAGCUGCAUCAUCUGCAGCCCCAAAGCUUGGUGCCGUGCUGGCCCGAGCGGCACGAGUUGCAACGCCCCCGACUCCUACUUUGACCAAAACUCCGCAGAUGAGAAUGCACGAGCUUAUUCAGCUGCAAACCUUUGAAGGCAGUUGGGUGUGGUCGAAGGAACUCUUCGAUCUUUUGGAGUGUAACAUGAAAUCAACAACCAGAAAAUUGGCCACAAUGUACCACAGUCUCAAUCGGAAGGUUGAAAAAGGGUUUCCACAGGGCGACGAGGCGACUGUUCUCGCAACCCUGCUCGCAAUGGGAUGGCUGUGCAAGAAACAGCCUGCUUUUAAGGAUGUUUGGGAACUUGUGCAUGACAAAGCUUCUGAUUGGGUUCGAAUCCAGUUGAAGAAGAUGCGGGAUCGAGGUUCACCUGCGGCUAUUAUUGCAUCGGUCCAGGAUGAGAUUACUGAUAUGGUCUGA